GUCUGACCUCCAGCAGCACGCGAAAGAAUGACAGUUCCUCACACAUGUCAAUGAAACGUUUCUGUCUCCCAACAACACACUCAAUGACACACGGCUAAUAAUAUGGCACUACCCCAGUUAUGGACUUCCCUGAAUCUUCAGAGAACUUUUAUUCAACCAUCCUUACUGACUUCCCUCCAAUGGGUCCGUACCUUGGUGACUCCAACCCAGCCUUCAACCCAGCCUUCAAAUGAUGCAAGUGACAAAGAGGAAGAGAACAAUCUACUGCUUGACAACCUGAAGAUUAUGGGAGUGGAUGUGGAAAUGGCCCAGAAACGGCAACCAGGUGUACUGAGGAAGACCAUCACCAAUGAGCGAGGACUUGCGGACUUCUUGCAAUUUAAAGGGGCCAGCCGUGAGGUGAUGGCCAGCAUCAUUUCGCGCUUCCCUCGCUCCAUCAGUCGUUCUGAGCAGCACCUGGAGGAGCGCUGGCAGCUGUGGCGGACCGUGUUCAAGAGUGACAGUGAGAUUGUAAGUAUUCUGGACCGAUCGCCCGAGUCUUUCUUCCGCUCCAGUGACAACGACAACUUGAAGAAGAACAUCGUCUUCCUCACCUCACUGGGACUGACCUCCAAGGACUUACAUCGGCUCCUCACCACCGCACCGCGUACCUUCUCCAAUAGCGUGGAGCUCAACCGUCAGAUGGUGGAUCUGCUCAAGGAUGUGUGUUCAAGCCUUGGUGGGAUGGAGCCUAGUCGGUUCACCAAGGAUGUCAUCUCAAAGAAUCCUUUCAUCCUGAUCCGCAGCACGAAGCGGGUCAGGGCCAACGUGGAGUUCCUCCAGUCCUCACUGGGGCUAACGAACUCAGAGUUGCUGGGUGUGCUGCAGGGACAUGGGGCAGGCAUCCUGGACCUCUCUCAUGAAAUCCUCAAGAGGAACUUCAUGAUGCUUCAGGAGAAGCUGGUCGCAGUGGGUGGAACCAAGAAGGAUGCUAUUACGCUUAUUGUGAACCAUGCCUCUGUCCUCUUUAUUUCUCAUGAGCGGAUAAGCGACAAACUGGACCGCUUGCUACAGGCAGGAAUUACAGUGAAACAGAUCAGGGAAAAGCCAAGAAUCCUAGACUUUAGCCUUGAGAACUUGAGGUGGCGUGUAGAUGAACUGAGAAAGGUUGGGUAUGACUUUGACCGGAGUGGCGUUGCUGUUUUGGACAGUAGUCGCAAGCGUUUUGAGGCCAGGUUGCAGAAGAUGUAUUCUGUUGAGGAGUGAAUUUCUUACAGUUUUGUUGAUUGCCUUAAUGCAGUCCAAGUGCACCUUCUCUUUCCAUGCAGUUUAACUUGACUAUUCAUGGUAACAUGAACAUGUGGAAUGAUUAAUGCCAUACAGUUAUUACUGUGGUCUUUUAAAAAUAUUUGAUAAAUUGUUGGUUUUGUCUUUUGUUGUUGAUGAAUUGUUGGUAUUGUAAUUUAUUCAUAUUGCAUUGUACAGAUGUAUAUGUAAUAUAUAUGUAAUUGUAUUGAAUAUAAAGAAAUAAAAACUUGACUAUUCAUCAUGGGUUUCAUCAGGUCCCUUCACACAGGUGUAUUAAUCAAGGACCAUGCAGUCUGCAUUCAGAAUCUACAGUAGGUGCUUGAUUUUAUACACCUGGGGAAAGUGACCUGAUGAAACCCAUGAAUACAUUUUAAUAAUGAUAGACAUACAUACCGGUAGUUAUGCUUGCUAUCCAAAUUAAAAAUUGGAUGGUGAUGGGAAAGACUGAACUGUGUAACAUGGGUCACUCACCGGUCAUGUUUGGUCAGAUUUAUUCAAAACUCUGUCAUAAACCACAAAUAAAGAAUACCAAAACGGUAUAACCCUUUGAAAACUUGAUGUUUCUUAUUAUCAUUUA
Molecule: messenger RNA, 1864 nt
Organism: Sardina pilchardus (European sardine)
Lineage: Eukaryota; Metazoa; Chordata; Actinopteri; Clupeiformes; Clupeidae
Product: transcription termination factor 1, mitochondrial
Exons: 2
Coding region: 103-1245 (380 amino acids)
Biological process (GO): regulation of DNA-templated transcription; termination of mitochondrial transcription
Cellular component (GO): mitochondrial matrix
Molecular function (GO): double-stranded DNA binding
Source: RefSeq, a predicted model, not a curated record